GCUGCGCCAAGGACUCAGAAGUGAAUGAGGGGGGAAAUAAGCGCCGCCCCCCUAUAGAACGUUGAUACAUUAUAACUUUUUGUGUGUGUGUGUGUUGGUACCGUGUGUGCGCGCGCGCGUGUGUUACUUUCACACCGCGACACCGGCGGAGCUCGGAGCGGCGGCUGCCGGGUUCAGCCCCAACGGGGGGGAUUCAGGAAGGAAAAAGCUUCUUCUGCCCCCCCACCCCCCACUUCUCCUCCCGCACCCCCCACACCACGGAGGCAGCACCCUCUCCUUCACACACAGCGAGCCCUCCCUGCCAGCAGCGUCUCCCGGCGAGAUCCGCGUCCUCAGGAGGCAUCCGAGGAGGGGGAAGGGAAAUUCCCCAUGGGAGAGUGACGUGGGGGGGGGUUAGGUUUUGAGGGAGGUUUAAAUAGGGGCAAACUGCUGUGUUGUUCAGGGAGAGCUGGUCCCCUUCCCUCCCGCACCAAGUCCCCUCUAGAACCCCGCGCGAGGAAGACCUGGAAGGACCACGCGGAUCCGGAGUGACCCUUGGAUAUUAAACCGGAGCGAGGGAGGACUCGGGAAGGCGAUCCCACCCCGGCUGGUGUGUGUGUGUGUGUCACCGAAUGGACCAGCAGCCCAGCGCCAGGAGCUGCAGCCGGGGUGCCCCAGCCUGCGAGGCCGUCCCGAACGAGCCCUCCAUGAAUCUGUACAUCAACACCACCACCGGGACCCGUUAUGAGCUCUCCGUCCCCGUGGAAGAGACGGUGGAAGGACUGAAGCGGAGACUGUCACAGAGGCUUAAAGUGCCCAAGGAAAGGCUGGCGCUGUUACAUAAAGAAAGUCGUCUCAGUUCUGGAAAGCUGCAGGAUUUGGGGGUCGUGGAAGGAAGCAAACUGACGCUUGUCCCCACAGUGGAAGCUGGCUUGAUGUCUCAGGCAUCCAGACCAGAACAGUCGGUGAUGCAGGCUCUGGAAAGCUUAACUGAAACUCAGGUCAAUGACUUCCUGUCAGGAAGGUCCCCCCUGACGCUAGCCCUGCGGGUCGGCGACCACAUGAUGUUCGUGCAGCUCCAGCUGGCGGCUCAGCAGAGCGGAGGGCAGCUCCAGCAUCGGCACGUCAUCGCCAGCCGGGGGGAGCCCGGGGCAGCGGCCGGCCCCACCCCCCAGUGCAGGACGCUUCACGGAGGGAGCAGCUCCAACUUCGCCCGUAUCCCAGUGGUGCCCACCUGCCAGCAGAGCCCCGCCCCCAGCCCCGCCCCCUCGGCACAGGCCACGCCCAUGUACUGUAACGCCGCCCACCCAGCCCCUGUCACAGCUGGGAUGUUCCGGUCACACGGGGCCAGCACGCAAACAGUUAACAGCAGCGUCGUCUCCUCCUGCUCAGAGGUGGACUGUAGCACCCGGAGUAACAAUUCUGCCAGCAGCAACCCAGCCCCAACAAGCCGAUCCCGCAAGCCUGGCGCAGUCAUAGAGAGCUUCGUUAACCACGCUCCUGGGGUCUUCUCAGGGACCUUCUCCGGCACUUUGCACCCCAACUGCCAGGACAGCAGCGGGCGGCCCCGGCGUGAUAUCGGCACCAUCCUUCAGAUCCUCAAUGACCUCCUGAGCGCCACGCGGCACUACCAGGGCAUGCCUCAGUCCCUGACGCAGCUGCGGUGCCAGACGCAGUGCGCCCCCUCCUCGCCCCCGCCCUCCCCGGACCCCGCCAGCAAAACUACCUCAGAGAAACUGACGUCCGCGACCGCCAUGGCCUCGCAGCCCCUGCACUCUGUGGUCCAGUGCCAGAGCCAAAUCAGGAUGUGCAAGCCCAGUGGUGACCGUCUGCGGCAGACCGAGAACCGAGCCACCCGCUGCAAGGUGGAGCGCCUGCAGCUGCUGAUGCAGCAGAAGAGGCUGCGUCGGAAGGCACGGCGGGACGCCCGGGCCCCAUACCACUGGCUGCCAAAUCGCAAGUCCAGCCGGACCAACAGCAACAGCAGCGUGUCUAGCGAAGGCAGCCUGGACCUAGACUUCGAGGAUUCAGUGUGGAAGCCUGAAGUCAAGGCAGACCUGAAAUCAGAAUUUGUUGUAGCAUAGACACACACACACACCCCCACCCCACCCCACCCCAGGCUGAUAUGAACGAACAGGGCCUGUGGUGGGACAGACCCCGCCGGGGAGAGCCAGGACUCUCGUCUCUUCAGUCCCAUCGCUCGGAUCUCCUCUGUAUUCGCCGGAUGCCUGGGGCAGACCUGGGUGACGUCUGUCGGAAAAGCGUGGAGGGGUUGCCCCACUUUUGAUUUUUGUUCCUGGUUUAUUUUUCAGAGGGAAGGGGAUGGGAUGAGGGUGGGGAAGGGAGCUCUCCCAGACGUAUGAUGCGGGGAGAUGAAGCGCUGGAGUUUCAAGCUGGCGAACUGGAUUUUGUUUUGUUCCCGUUUUGAAUAAUAAGUGGACUCUAACAUGCCUGCCUUACACCGCCGCCGAACCAAUAAAGCCAACGCACGAGAAACUGAACGGAGUCCGUCUGACGAAUCAACAGGCUCCAGACUUCCUACGUUUUCGCAGAGCAGAGUGCUUGCUCGUCGGAUGGGAGAGGGGAACUGUGGUUUAUCAAAGCUGCUCAUUUCGCUGUGAAAGACCCAAGCAUGCACAGUACAAGCAAGCGCUCCCUGUAGGCUCGGAGCCUGGCGCUCGCUAUAUAUAUAUAUUUGGGGGGGGGCGUGGAGAGGGCAGCUGUGCAUGCUUGGGCCACAUGGGAUCCCAGAAUUUGGGGGCUGUUUAUUUUUCCUUCCCUCUUUAUAUGUAGCAUUGCUCAGCUGUUGUUGGUUGUUUUUUUUUUUUUGUAAUUUUAAUUUAAUUUUUUUUAAACCAAUCCAACCCUGUCCCAACUCCACACAGUUAGGUUGCAGAACCCACAUGCACUUUACAGGUCUCAGUUGUGAAGUAGUGCCGGGGCAGCUCUCCCCCGUCCCCCACCAGUAACAGCUUUGUGCUGGCUUUGGAGAUCUCUGUUACGGACCCUCAGAGGAGAUGCUGGGGGCAUCCUCCCAGUUUGUUUAUUCUCAACCCCCACCCCCUGCUUUGCAUUGUAAAUUACAAUGCAAUAGCUCUAUCCUUUUUUUAAAAAAAAAAUUAUUUUGGUUGUUUGGGUUUUUUGGGUGUGUCUGUGUGGGUGUGUGUGUGUGUACUUAAUUCUGACUCCUUGCAGCAGCAAAGGUGGCUUGCUUUAUUUUCUAUGGAAGAGGGAGGGUAAAAUAAAUAGAUUUCCCCUCUGCUGUAGAGACCAACUUUUUAAUUUCAGAAGGUUUUUUUUCCACCCAGCUGUUGGUUGUGUGUUUUUUUUUUUAACUUAAAAAAGGAAAAUUAAGAAAAAAAAUAAAAUAAAAUCCAGUACUUGGUAAUGGCUGUUUGCAGGCCUUGGGGCUAAUAUUUAUAGACAUUAAUAACUUGACUGAGCCAGUACUGACCUAGUGUUGCCUAGACUGUAGAAAUCCUUUUUCCUGUCCAUUUGUUUUUUUCUUCCUUCCCCGUCAGGAGAUCUGUGCAAAUAGAAAACCCCACGUGAUGUG
Molecule: messenger RNA, 3535 nt
Organism: Caretta caretta (loggerhead turtle)
Lineage: Eukaryota; Metazoa; Chordata; Testudines; Cheloniidae
Source: RefSeq, a predicted model, not a curated record